AUGGCUUGCUGUGUCCCCUGCUGCUGCAGCGUCCCCACCGGCCCCGCCACCACCAUCUGCUCCUCUGACAGAUGCUGCCGGUGCGGAGUCUGCCUGCCCAGCACCUGCCCACACACGACUUGGUUACUGGAGCCAACCUGCUGUGACAACUGCCCCCCACCCUGCCACAUUCCCCAGCCCUGUGUGCCCACCUGCUUCCUGCUCAACUCCUGCCAGCCCACCCCGUGCCUGGAGACCAUCAACCUCACAACCUAUACCCAGCCCAGCUGUGAGCCCUGCAUCUCAAGCUGCUGCUGAGUGAUGGCUGCUUUGCUCCGUGCCUGAUCCUGGAAGAGUCAACCCAGAAGCUUUCGUGUUCACCUGUCUCGUUACCUGCAACUAACUGACUCUGCUUUCCAAGUUGGAACAAGGAUGAUGUUAUCACUGACAACUCUCCCUCAAAAAGAAAUCAAGAGACUUUUGAUGGCCAUAUGGUAGAUAUCAGUG
Molecule: messenger RNA, 486 nt
Organism: Prionailurus viverrinus (fishing cat)
Lineage: Eukaryota; Metazoa; Chordata; Mammalia; Carnivora; Felidae
Product: keratin-associated protein 3-3
Exons: 1
Coding region: 1-297 (98 amino acids)
Cellular component (GO): keratin filament
Molecular function (GO): structural molecule activity
Source: RefSeq, a predicted model, not a curated record